AUGAGAUUCACUGUCUAUUUGAGACUUUCGAGUGGAGAUGGCAAAUGUUUCCUUUGCAUAUGUGUUCAGAAUACUUCGGUUCCACUGAGCUUACUCGGUAUAUGGCGAAAGAUUGGAGAAGCUGAGUUUAUUUGUACAGUUAAUCCAGGGGAAAAAAUGACAGUGGUACUGGAAUCAAACUAUUUACGUGUAGAAGCUCAUUUAGGAGAGGCAAAAUUCCAUCACAUUGAGGUACCCGAAGAUGGUCAGUCGGUAGCUAAAACAAUAAAAUGCCAAAUGCUGCAAAUGGCAGAAAUAAACAACUCACCUUUUGGAAAACUUAUUAUUGGGAAAUAUGCCAGUAACUCUAUCUUCCAAACAAUUUUUGAAAUCAAACUGGAUCUAAAUUUUGAACGCUCUUUUUUAAAAAGAGGAAGUUUGUGGACUGUAGAAAGCCUCUAUGACCUGGCAUUACUGUACGGAUACUUUCAUUCACCAUUCAGAUGGCAUCGUUUUGCAGAGUUACUUGGUUUUACUUCAAAGGAAAUCCAUGAAAUAAAUGAAACACUCUCACAAUUUGAAUACUAUGAUGAUGAUUCAACUGUAUCACAAUCAAGUUUAAUGACACCUCGAAGAAUAUUUUGCUUACUACUAUCUAAGUUUCAAAAGCUUGGUGGAUGCUUAUCUCAAGUUGCAAGUAUCCUCCAUUCAGCCUCACGAGAUAAAAAUAAGAUUCCUGAUAAUCUAUCACAAUCGAACAAAUACUUUGAAGAUUUUAAAAUGUUUUCAGAUUGUUAUCACCAUAAUCAUCCAAUGUCUGACACAUACUUUAAUAGUGAGGAGUCCUCUGUUUCGGAGCGAAUUUGUCAGUCUCAAAAAAUAACUCAUGGUAUCUGUCAUCUGAACCAAUCGAAUCACAAUAUAACUUUUCCUACUACUGAACAAUAUAAUCAUGUUGAAACACAAUAUGCAAGUGGAGACGAUCAUUAUCAGCCUAAACAAAUUAUGAAUGAAUCAAAAAGAAAGAUAUUUAGAAAUGGUAGUCUAGAUAGAAUGAUGAGCUUGAAAAAACCAUGGUCAAGACAUGUUAGACGAAGAAAUAGCUUGCCCACGACUGGUCAAUCAAAUGAUCCUGAUCACAUUACUACACUACCCACUUUUAAACUGGCAAAAGAGUUUGAUAAUUUUGUAGAAUUUGGUACACCUAUCAAACGUGCCUCGUCUUAUCUGAAUUCAGAUGAAGAAAUAUCUCAAAUUACACCACAUAAAAAACAAUGUACAAAUAAUAAUAAUAAUAUUGAAAUCCGACAACAAAAGUAUGAACCUAUUCGUAAACCUAAAAUUGUAACAAAACGUCGAGUUGAUAAGAAUUUACUUCGACAGCGUAGAUCAAAUCAAGCCUUACUACCUAAUCUAUGGCAUCCUUCGAUAUCUUCAACAACGGACAAAACAACUGAACAUAUAUUAAAUGUUGUACAGGCAAAAAUCGAAGAAACCAAACGAGAAACUGAAGCAAUUCACAAGAAUGUCAUAUCAUUUUUGGAAAAAAUACAAUCUCCUGUUAAAAAUAUACCAAAUUUCACUGGAUGUGAUCAGAAAACCAAAGAAACCAAUUCGUUAUUUCUUUUUUCAGAUAGAUCUAUCCAAGAUAAUGAUAUAUGGAAUAUUAUUCACUUAUGUAAUAGUACUAAUGCACCGAAUUGGAAAAUCUGGCUCAAAAUAUGUCAUCCUACUUAUAAUGAACUGAAUUCCUUCGAUCAAAACUGGUCGAAAGUUUUGAAAUUUAGUCAAAUUGAUCCACGUUACACAUCUUACCUUAUUUUAUUAAACUGGAUAGAAAUUAAUUCGAAUCCCAAAACGAACAUUAAACCAACUUACAUGAAUUUAUUUAAACAAUUGAUUAAUGAAGGUUAUAAUGAGUUUGUGAUUUUAUGUAAACAAAAGCUUUUCAAUAAUUAUUCACGUAAACGAAAUUUUAUUAGUUAA
Molecule: messenger RNA, 1965 nt
Organism: Schistosoma curassoni
Lineage: Eukaryota; Metazoa; Platyhelminthes; Trematoda; Strigeidida; Schistosomatidae
Source: the annotation of a GenBank genome assembly